Messenger RNA from Macadamia integrifolia, 1496 nucleotides. Its product is annotated as DNA (cytosine-5)-methyltransferase DRM2-like. The transcript is spliced from 4 exons. The record is from RefSeq and is a predicted model, not a curated record. The coding region runs from base 1 to 1026 and encodes 341 amino acids. Lineage: Eukaryota; Viridiplantae; Streptophyta; Magnoliopsida; Proteales; Proteaceae. Gene Ontology annotation, cellular component: nucleus. Gene Ontology annotation, molecular function: DNA (cytosine-5-)-methyltransferase activity.
AUGGAAGAUUUACCUGUUGACAAGGAAAAGAAAUUGUUGCAUUUAGUGGAAAUGGGCUUCUUGAUAGAUGAUGCUUCAUUAGCUUUGGAGAAAUGUGGUCAACAUGCCUCAAUUAUGGAACUGGUAGACUUUAUAUCUGCUUCACAAAUAGAAAAGAUCACAACUGAUGCUCCUCUACAGGAAUCAGCCAACCCAAGUUUGAAUGAGAAUGAGUUAAGGCCAAGUCAUUUCCUUGGUGACCAUCCUCAACAAAAUAAAAGGAAGCUCUUUGAAGUAGAGGAGAUAUGGGAAAAAAAAAUUGAAUCAUUGAGGAGAAAGGAAUCCUAUAAGAAAGGAAAGAAACCAGUACUAGAAGAAGAAGAAGAGACUAUUCAUGUACCAAAACUCAUGAUAGGGUUUGGAGUUCCAAAUAUGCUGAAGCCUGUGUUUAAUAGGAAAAUCCCCUCAGAAGCCAUUGGUCCUCCAUAUUUCUAUUUUGAAAAUGUGGCCUAUGCUCCUAAAGGUGCUUGGGAUACCAUGUCUCGCUUUUUAUGUGAAAUUAAGCCUGAGUUUGUUGACUCUAUAUAUUUCUGUGCUGCUGCAAGAAAAAGAGGCUAUAUUCACAAUCUUCCAAUUCACAAUAGAUUUCCUCUCCAACCUAUUCCACCACUCACAAUUCAAGAAGCAUUUCCACUUACCAAGAAAUGGUGGCCUUCAUGGGAUAAGAGAACAAAACUUAACUGUAUAAGGAGUAAGACUGGCAAUGCAAAAGUGACAGAAAGGAUAAGGCAAGCCCUACAAAGCUGGGAUGAGGAGCCAUCUCUAAGGACCCAAAACUACAUUCUUGAUGAAUGUAAAAAUUGGAAUUUAGUUUGGGUUGGCAAGAACAAAGUUUCCUCUCUUGAUCCAGAGGAAAUAGAGAUGCUUAUGGGAUACCCUAAGCACCACACUAGAGGGGGUGGAACUAGUAGUACUGAUAGGUUUAAAGCACUUGGUAAUUCAUUUCAGUACUUUCUCUCUUCUCUGGUGUUGGUGGUGCUGAGGUAGCUUUGCACAGUCUUGGAAUUCCUCUAAAGAAUGUUGUCUCAGUGGAGAUUUCAAAAGUUAAUAGGAACAUUAUUCAGAGUUGGUGGGAGCAAACAAAUCAGAAAGGAAAUCUGAUCCACAUUGCAGAUGUUCAAGAGUUGAGCCUUGAUAAGUUGGGGGAACUUAUGAAAUCAUUUGGUGGGUUUGACCUUAUAAUUGGUGGGAGUCCAUGUAACAAUCUUAGUGGCUGCAAUAGGGUUAGCAGAGAUGGGCUUAAUGGUGAACACUCUAUUUUGUUUUUUCAUUAUUUUCGCAUUUUACAUGAUGUUAAGAUUUUGAUGGGUAAAGCUUGAUGAUUUGGCUCGCAAGAACUAAUUUAUUUAUUUAUUUUUAGGGUUUAAGAUUUUUUCUGGUACUAGAUUUCUAGAGAACAUUUAUGUUUCAAUUAGUUUCUGUUGUUGUAGAUGAGUUGUUAUAGAAUGAUGUCUCUC